Messenger RNA from Lolium perenne, 600 nucleotides. The record is from RefSeq and is a predicted model, not a curated record. Lineage: Eukaryota; Viridiplantae; Streptophyta; Magnoliopsida; Poales; Poaceae.
AUGAGGAGCACGACUGGCUCGCCAACUAUGGACGUGCAGCCGCGCCGCGGCGUGGCUCCCGUCGACGAGCGGCGGACCCCGGAGGCACCUCGGGAGGCAGUACCGCCUCCACAGGUGGAGGGGCCGGCGGGGCUGGGGCGUGGCUUUGACCUUCUGGGGUCGGCUAAUGCUCCGUCGUCGACACCUCCUACUCCGGCGACUGGUGGGUUAUCAAGGCCAGGGUCGGUGCGGGGGGCUUCAUCGCCUCUUACCCCUGCAUCACCUGCCUCCUCGCCCGCUUCGUCGAUCGUUCCUGCUUCGCCCACUUCUUCACCGCGUUCGAGCUCUACUCCACCGGUCUCCACUUUGCAGCAUCCUCCCCCUACCGUCCCUCCUCCUGUUGUUCAGCCGACGAUAAGGAGGAGUGGGAGGUACGCGCUUGCGGAGGAUGGUGCGGGACCAACCGAUGAGGACGCCAUGCAGAGAGUCAUGCGACGCAAGGCGGAGAAGAACCUGGACACGGCAGGUGCUUUAUGUGGGUCUUCCCAAUCAAAAAUUCAGGCCGCACCAGCCCUCGAGGCUGCAUACCAGGAGAACUGUGUGUUAAGCCUAGUAGCAUAA